This is a messenger RNA of Maylandia zebra (zebra mbuna), 2351 nucleotides long. It is a transcript of the gene gtf2f1, whose product is annotated as general transcription factor IIF, polypeptide 1. Gene Ontology annotation, biological process: transcription initiation at RNA polymerase II promoter; positive regulation of transcription elongation by RNA polymerase II. The record is from RefSeq and is a predicted model, not a curated record. Gene Ontology annotation, molecular function: TFIIF-class transcription factor complex binding; DNA binding; RNA polymerase II general transcription initiation factor activity. NCBI's taxonomy places the organism in Eukaryota, Metazoa, Chordata, Actinopteri, Cichliformes, Cichlidae. Gene Ontology annotation, cellular component: transcription factor TFIIF complex; nucleus.
UGACCAUAGAGGCAAACGGAACAAGUGCAAUUGGAGUGCACACAGCGCUGUUGAUGUGGUGUCGUAAAUCCAGAGACUGACAACCAACCAUGACAUCACUGGGAAGCAGCAGCAGCACCUCAACCACAGAAUACAUCGUGCGUGUCCCCAAAAACACUAGCAAGAAGUACAAUAUAAUGGCUUUCAAUGCAGGGGACAGAGUCAACUGUUCAACAUGGACACAGGCUCGUAUGGAAAGAGAUAUGAGUGCUCGGAAGAUAUAUGGGGAGGAAGAGACCCCUGAAGGCGCAGCAGGUAGUGAGUUUGGCAAAAAGCAGCGCGAGGAAGCUCGUCGGAAGAAGUUUGGUAUCGUCACGCGUGAAUUCAAAGUGGAGGAUCAGCCCUGGAUUCUCAAGGUUAAUGGUAAAGCUGGCAAGAGGUUCAAAGGUAUAAAGAAGGGUGGCGUUACAGAAAAUGCAUCCUACUACAUCUUCACGCAGUGUCCCGAUGGAGCUUUCGAGGCUUUUCCUGUUCACGGCUGGUACAACUUUACACCACAGGCCAAACACCGAACUCUGACUGCUGAGGAGGCUGAGGAGGAGUGGGGCAGGCGGAACAAGGUGGUGAAUCACUUUAGCAUCAUGCUUCAGAGACGUCUUCGAGAGCAGGAGCGGGGUGAGGAAGACGAAGACGAAGGAGAAAAAUCUGGGAAGAAGAAAAAGAAGGGGGGCGGAAGAGGGGGUGACCUGCGCAUUCAUGACCUGGAGGACGAGCUGGAGAUGAGCAGUGAUGACAGUGACAGCAGUAUGGGGGACGAUGGAGAGAGCAAGCCAAAGGUAAAAAAAGAUGCUGGGAAAGGAAAAGCAAAGAGAAAGAAGCAAAAGAGUAAAGACAACGAGGCUCUGGAAGACAGCGAUGACGGAGACUACGAGGGCCUAGAAGUGGAUUAUAUGUCAGAUGAAAGCAGCUCAGAAGAAGAACCGGAAAAGGGAAAGCCUGUCAAAGCAGAGGAACACCCUAAAGGGAUUGAUGAAGAAUCUGAAAGUGAGGAAGAGAGUGAGGAGGAGAAACAGAAUGAUGAGGAAGCAAAAGAGGAGGAAGAGGAGGAGGAAGGGAAGAAAACCCCAGUUCAAAUGGAGAAGAAGAAGAAAAAAGACAGCAGUGGAGAAUCAGACAGCUCAGAUGACAGUGACAUCGAAGGAGAGACGGCCUCUGCUCUGUUCAUGGCGGUUAGUAAGAAACGCACACCUCCUAAACGUGCUGGUGGCCGUGGCUCUGCAGGCAGCUCCAGGACUGGUAGCCGUCCUGGAACUCCAUCCUUAGACUCUGCCUCCACCUCGAACACACUCCGUGCUGCCGCCAGCAAGCUGGAGCAAGGUAAGAGACAAGGUCCUAGCAUCGACUCACCUGCUGCCAAAAAGCUUAAGAUGGAACCCAGCACCCAGAGCCCUGUUCCCUCUGGGAAGAGCACACCUCAACCCCAAUCAGGCAAAUCCACCCCAAGCUCAAGUGAUGUGCAGCUGACAGAGGAAGCAGUCCGCCGCUACCUGAUCCGUAAACCAAUGACCACUAAAGACUUGUUGAAGAAGUUCCAGACUAAGCGCACCGGCCUGAGCAGUGAGCAGACUGUCAACGUGCUGGCACAGAUCCUUAAGCGCCUCAAUCCAGAGCGCAAGAACAUAAACGACAAAAUGCACUUCUACCUCACUGAAUAACCAAAGGAACAGAGGGAUGUUGUGGUUGUAGAAGUGGUGAAGUGCUAAAACUGACCCUCUUUUGUUCAAAGGUUAUAGUGUUUUCAAUAAAACCCAUGGAAGAAUAGUCUGCACAGGUUGUUCUGUGAUAUGCCACAGCACAGGAAGCUAGACCCGCCUUCAGCAGAAGUCACCUUAAAGCGGACUUAUUUUGUCAGUUUUCUUUUCUGUAUUUUUAUUCUUGAACUCUAAAACAGUAAAAUUGCUUUGCAAGAUUUCCAGUUCAAAAUAUAUACAUGUAGAUUUUUUUAUCUUCCACUUUGCUGUAGUGCAGUUUAUCCUUUGUUUUAGCUGCCUACCACUUCCUUGUAAGCUAACUUUGUUUUGAUUGGCUGCCCCUCCUAAAAAAAAAAAAAAAAAAAAAGUUGUUUUACAGGGUUCUCAUUUACAUCAAAAAUCCCAGAGAAGAAAAAAAUGUGUAUAUAACAGAAAAUAAGGAAUAGUACAAUAGGUUCCCUUUAAGUAACAGACUUGUCCAUGAAAUUAUGUUGAAUGAAAAAUUUUGUUUUGACCUGAUAGUUAAAACCUGAUAGUUCUGUUUUGUUUUUUUUUUGUUUGUUUUUAAUUCCUUGCAUAGAAAUUUUUUUCUAAUAAAACUAUUCUUAUGUAAGGAUUUGA